AUGACGUCAGCAAGGGAUGGCCUGAAAAGCGGCCUACGAGCCUGCCCUGGCUCCAGCUGUUAGGAGAUGUAAACCCCCCACCCGUCCGUUUUCAUCAGGCAGCAGUGGUUUGCCAUGAGCAUAAGCAGGAAAAUAGAUGACAGAGAAGGUAAGGUCUCGGAGGAAACAUGCUUUGGCGCCCUCAUACAGACCAAAACGGCCCAGGUCCCGAAGCACUAACCCUGGGCCCUGUGGUAAUUACUCCAGCCCCCUGAAGGCGAAUCUCCGGUGGCUUAGAAAAGAUGACCUGAGAGCCUCCAGCACCACUUCAAGCAAGGACUUAGGCAAAAAAAAAAAAAAAAAGUGGAAUGGAGUCAUAUCUUUUGGUAAAUUUGUCCCGGCCAAAGUCAUUAACAGCUUAAUGGCCUUUUCCUGAGCAACGGCUCUCAGGUGUGGUGUCACACCCGGGUGGAGUCCACGGUAGCCCUCAUAAUUCACGAUUUCAUUAAAACAGUCAAAACUGUUUUAGUACAUCGGCUCCCCACAACAGAGCUGGUAUCACGCUGGUUUUGCACACAAGUCUUCACCAGAUGUAUGGGAUAUACUUCAGUGGCUCCCUCAGCUCCAGCAACCAACCCAGGGUGAACCUGUAAGAUGACUCAGCAAUCUGGAGCCAGACAGGCCUGCCUAAACCGUGAGAUUUCUGGCUCUGCAGGAAUCUGUCUUCUGCCAAAUUGUAAGGCUUAUCGGAAAGGAGGGAUACCUGAUGACAAGAUUUAAGCUAUCUGGAUUAUGAAGGUCAUUCCAGAAAGAUGAGAAUAUUUAGUGCCUUUACAUUCAUGGCCUACUGUCAUUUUCUGAAUGCAUUUACUGUCAACGUUACCAAGGACCUGUAUGAGGUAGAGCAUGGCAGCAAUGUGACAAUGGAAUGUAUAUUCCCAGUAGAAGAAAAAUUAAACAUGUUUUCACUAAUUGUCUACUGGGAAAUGGAAGAUAAGAAAAUUAUUCAACUUGUGAAUGGGCAGGAAGAUCUGAAAGUUCAGCACAGUAGCUACAGGCAGAGGGCCCGACUAUUGAAGGACCAGCUCUUCUUGGGAAAGGCUGCACUUCAAAUCACAGAUGUGAAAUUGCAGGAUGCUGGGGUUUACUGCUGUUUGAUCAGCUAUGGUGGUGCCGACUACAAACGGAUUACUUUGAAAGUCUAUGCUCCAUAUCGCAAAAUCAACCAAAGAAUUUCUGUGGACCCAGUCACCUCUGAACACGAACUAACGUGCCAAGCUGAGGGCUAUCCUGAGGUUGAAGUCAUCUGGACAAACAGUGACCACCAAGUUCUAAGUGGCAAAACUGUCAUCACCAAUUCUAAGAGAGAGGAGAAACUUCUCAACGUGACCAGCAUUUUGAGAGUUAACACAACAGCUAAUGAGAUUUUCUACUGCACCUUUCAAAGAACAGGCCAGGAAGAAAACAGUACAGCUGAGCUGGUCAUCCCAGAAUCCCCUAAGACUUUGAAAAAUGAGAGAACUCGAUUGACAAUUUUGGGACCCAUGUUUUUGUUCCUUGUAGCCAUUAAUCUCAUCAUCUGUCUUAAAAAAAACGAUACACAAAUUGAGAAGACGUAAUCCAGCAUUGACACUUUCGAUAUUAAAGUGGGGAUUCUCAGCCUGUGGUUUCAGUUUAUCAGGGCUAAGCGUGACCAGAGCAAUAUGGUGGGCCAGCAAACUGCAGAUGUUGUAGGACUUCCAAAAGGCCCAAAUUCUGAAAAUGGAACCUGGGAAAGAAGUGACCAGGGAAAAAGGAGCAGAAGAGGUUGCCUAAAGGAAACCUUGGGACUUCAAAAUGGUUGGGAGAUUCCUCAGAGCAUAUGAAAAGGAGAAAGGACAUUUCUGACUAAUGAGCCUCCACUGCUCAUGCACAUCCACCACUCAUCUCAAACAGGUUGAGAUUCCCUGGUUUAAAAAAUGGUCAAUUCCUGCAGAAGUGCCCUUUGCCUUCACUCACUGUCUUGGUUUGUAUUCUGUGUGAUUGAGAGUUCUCAGUGUUACAACAGUAUUUAAGUGUGAGUAGUGUGAGCUCUUUCUAUUUAUUUUGAGUGUGGGGAGUCUUACCAUGUGAGUGGGUGGUUAUGAAUGCUUUCUUUUGUUUUGAAGUAAAACAAAUAUCAACUUAAGUAUUAACUUUAAAUAUCAACUUUAAGACUAUUUAACGCCUGUAACAACUGUGUUGUGGUAAGCACUAUUUUUAUACCCCUUUUGCAGCUGAGGGAACAGAUAGAUAAAGUAACUUGUCCAAGUCAGUAAAUAGCAGACCUCAGAUUUUCAUGAAUGUCUCCCACCCUCCUUUUAGAAUACAGUUAACGAAUAUGUUUUACUUUAAGAAAUUCAUUAAUUCAGCAAACAUUUAGGAAGUAUUUUUGCAUGUUAAUCACUGUGCCAGGCAGUGAGUCCAUAGAUGUGAGCAAGACAAAAUACUUCCCCUUAAGAAGUUUGUGGUAUAAUGGAAAGAUCAAUAAGAAAUUUUAUUAUUACAGUUUUGUGCAAUGUCACAGCAUGAGGCAUUGGAGGAGAAUGAUGUUGUAAGGAGGAAAGUCUAGAGAUGCUGCCAAAAGGAGAGGACAUUCUGGGUGGCCAGUCAGUGUGUUUCUGGACAGUCAGAAAUACUUAAACAUACUACUAAUCUAAACAAUUUCACCUUCUGAGUAAAAGUCAGUAAUUAUAAAACUAUGGAAAAUGACUCAAUUCUUUUUCCAGUGUUUUUAUCCCAGAUUUAUUUGCCUUUGCAUGUGAUAUGUUGUUUAUUUAUGAAGUCUUUGGCAUGUGUAACACUUCUUUCUUUGUUAUUUAAAUGCUAUUAAUUUUGAAUUCAUAUCUUUCCAUGAUUCGAAAUCAAAAGGUUCAAGAAGAAACUUUCAAAAGUCACCAUUCCAUUCUCCUGGCCAUCCAUUUUCCUUUUUCAGAUGCAACUUUUUGUUGUUGUUGUUGUUUAUGUAUUCUUCUGAAGGUAUUCUUUGAAUAUAUGUGUACAUUUAGAAAUUUCUUCCUCUAUUUCAUGUAAAUGUUAACAUAUUAUGUGCCUACUAUGCACUUUUCCAUUUUUAUUUACUAUAUUAUUCUUAUGUAAUGGUGAAGACAAACAAGUUCCCAGAAGUCAGGCAUUAUGUUUUAUUUUAUUUCUGGAUCAUCUUUCCCAUAACAUUUUAGGAUCUUUCAUAAGACUUAGUACCCGCUAUAUAUCUACUAUAUUUACAUUUAGAUGAUCAGGAUUUGUUAAGUUCUUGCUCUCUGACUGUAUUUAGAUUUGGUUCAUUUUGUGUUUCUCAAAAAGAGACCCAGGGGCUCUUCAGGGUAUAAUAGGUCAGCCUGGUCCUAAAGAGUGAUCUUAUUAUUAACUUUGUAUGACAGAAUCAUGCCUAAAACUUGUUUUUGUUCUAUUUUCUGUUAAGUAUAAACUUGACUUUGAUGUUGCACUUGCAGAAUUACAUGUUAUUUUUGGAAAUCCCAUUAGAGUGUCUUGAUCCUAUACUUUCAUCUGUGCCAGAAAAGGCCCAUGCUCUCUGUGCCUGAACCCUUGUGUCUCACCAGCUCUCAUCACUACAUAAGUCUCCUAAGAUGUUGCUUUCCAAAGACUUUGAGAUUCAGAGGCCGUCUUAGGAAGUUCCAGAGUUAUUCAUUCUUCCCUCUUAAUCAUUUACCUGGAUUGAAGACAAGGAAAGCCUUUGCUUUGCCACAUGUAAGGCUGAAGAACAGAAUCUCCUGCAGAAGUCCUCUAUUAUGUUUUUGUAUGUUUUCAUUUGUACAAUGUCCUUGUUUGUAUGACAGUAUUCCUUGUUAAUGUGAGGGAAGUGAAGUGAGUAUACAGGGAAGAUUCUGGCUGAGCAAGAUAAACAGCCUAUAUAUUCAAACCUAAAUCUUAAUGAUUUAUAAAGCACUUUAUCUCUUCAUCUUGUGUUUCAUUGUAAAUGACAUAGACAGAGUUGGUAUCUAAGAGUACAUUUGAUUAUCACUGUUUACCCCUGCAUUAAUUUAAUAAAAUAUCCAUAUU
Molecule: messenger RNA, 4017 nt
Organism: Talpa occidentalis (Iberian mole)
Lineage: Eukaryota; Metazoa; Chordata; Mammalia; Eulipotyphla; Talpidae
Gene: CD274
Product: CD274 molecule
Exons: 7
Coding region: 792-1598 (268 amino acids)
Biological process (GO): cellular response to lipopolysaccharide; T cell costimulation; positive regulation of T cell proliferation
Cellular component (GO): external side of plasma membrane
Source: RefSeq, a predicted model, not a curated record